Danio rerio (zebrafish) is the source of this 2499-nucleotide messenger RNA. The record is from RefSeq and is a predicted model, not a curated record. Lineage: Eukaryota; Metazoa; Chordata; Actinopteri; Cypriniformes; Danionidae.
AGGUCUCUUUCUGUCUUUCCUUUGCAGGGAAAAUUGGGGGGGAACGGCUUCUGACAUUGAUGUUGCAGCCUUUAUUUACUCUUUACGUGGAAUGGAAAGCAGCAGGCUGAUGUAGACAGAAAUCCCUCAGUGCGCAGGCUGCAGUCAACACAUCCUGGAUAAGUUCAUCCUAAAGGUUCUGGAUCGGCACUGGCACUCAAAAUGCCUGAAGUGCGCCGACUGCCACGCGCUCCUGGCGGACAAAUGUUUCUCUCGCGCCGGGAAUGUCUACUGCAAAGAGGACUUCUUCAAGCGUUUCGGGACAAAGUGUGCAUCGUGCCAGCAGGGGAUUCCUCCUACACAGGUGGUCCGGAAAGCUCAGGACUUUGUGUACCAUCUUCACUGUUUUGCAUGUGUGAUGUGCAGCAGACAGUUGGCCACUGGAGAUGAGUUCUACCUCAUGGAGGACGGCAGACUCGUGUGCAAAGAGGACUACGAAACAGCCAAGCAGAACGAUGAUUCAGAAACAGGAGCAAAACGUCCACGCACCACCAUCACAGCCAAACAGCUGGAAACUCUCAAAAGCGCCUAUAAGAACUCGCCAAAACCAGCAAGACACGUGCGAGAGCAACUUUCCUCAGAAACGGGCCUGGACAUGAGAGUGGUGCAGGUGUGGUUUCAGAACAGACGGGCAAAAGAAAAACGGCUGAAGAAAGACGCGGGCCGGCAUCGGUGGGGUCAGUUCUACAAAAGCGUCAAACGCAACAGAGGCUCCAGUAAAACAGAGAAGGAAAGCUCAGCCGACGAUGCAGGACUCAGUGACAGUGAGCUCAGUUUCAGAGAUGAUCAGAUCCUGUCAGACUUGGGUCAUGCUAACGGCCUGUACGGAAGUGUCGGCGACGUCUCUAAUGGUAACAUGCUCAACGGGAGCUUCUCUUUGGAUGGAGGCGGGCAGCCUUACCAUGACCUGCGGGCAGGGAGUCCCUAUGGCCUGCCUCAGUCGCCCUCGUCCAUCACUUCCCUGCCAGGCCACACUCCUCUACUCAACAACUUAGGCUUCAGCAUGGACGGCCUCAUGGGUCAGGCCGGUCAGCCCAGUGUGGGUCAAGCUCUGAGAGCCAUGGCCGGAGGCCCCACCUCUGACCUAUCCACAGGAAGCAGCACGGGAUACCCAGACUUCCCCACCAGCCCGGCCUCAUGGCUCGAUGAAAUGGACCACUCUCAGUUCUGAGGUCAGACACUAUGAGGGAAAGUGCGCUACUAUGGACAACAUUUUAUCGACGUAAUUCCCAGAACUGGCCACGAUUGACAGUGUUCGGUGUGGGCAAACCCCCAUGGAAUGCCUGCACUGUAUCAUUUUGUAACUCGUAUUUUUUCAUCGUUCUCAAAACUGGAUUGGAGGAUUUCCAGCAUGAGAACCCCCCAGGCCACCCUGGAAAAUUAAUCACGAUCCAACGCGUUUUUGAGAACAGGAGGGUUCCAUGCAUGUUUCCGAAUGAGGAGGAAAAUCGUCCACAUUCAAAAUGCCGACGCACUUUAAUGUAUGUUCCUCCUCGACUGAAUACUGGAAACAGAGGAGCGCACCGAGCAAGGAGAGAUAUUUAAACAAGUGGCACAAGUGUAUCUUUCCUAUUUACAAGGGGUUGGGAUUUUAAUGGUUGACACUUUCUAAACGGCUCUACUAGAGACGGUCCUUCUCGUCAACAGGCCUGAAGAACAGAAAAAGGUUAUUUUUUAAUAAGGACGAAUCCGCAUGCACUGCUCUGAGUUUUAAAAUCUCUGUGUCAAUGCUUCUUUUUGGUCAUAUCCAGGAAGAUAGAUUGAAAUUAAGGUUAUUAUUUAUUUAUUUUUUGGUAUUACCACAUUGAAAUGUGUUUUCGUUCCUAGUCAUUGCUCCAUGAGCAAAACUUUAUAUAUUUCAAUGCAUUUGGAUGUUAUUUAUUUCAGAGCAGAUGACAGUAGUGGAUUUCCAUUACACAGACACAAGUACCUUUAUGGCCUGAUCAGUUAUUAUCAAGCAAACCAAGUGAAAGGGAAACUUACUCUGCUAUUUUCUUUCUUAUUAGACACGUUUAAGCAACAACUGUGAGGAUUUCAUGUUAUUUAUUUCUAUUUUGGGUACCAGUGUCAGUAUUAUGAAGGGUUGAGUUAUGGGGAAGACUACAGUGAUGUUAUAAACACAAGGAGAAUCAUUUUCAGUUCGAUACUGCAAAAUUGGACCCACACACUGGUAAAAGGGAUGUUAUGCUGAAAAAGUGAACAUAAGCUAAUAAGAGCAACAUGGAGGAAAACAAGAAGAAAAAUAACCAUGUUUUUGUUGAGUCUUAAUGGCUGUAAAUUUUGUAAAGUCUCAAAAAGUGUCGACAGUCUUGUUUCAUGAGCACUAUUUAUUGCUAUGGAUCUUUGGAAAAAAAAAAGAGCACUGAAUUUAGUCCUAUAUGCCUUCUGUCCAAUGGUAUGAAUUGUGUACAGUCAAAUCUAUAUGGAGAAAUAAAGUCGAAUCGUCUUUGGGUUACUGCA